Messenger RNA from Pundamilia nyererei, 2649 nucleotides. It is a transcript of the gene skila, whose product is annotated as SKI-like proto-oncogene a. The record is from RefSeq and is a predicted model, not a curated record. NCBI's taxonomy places the organism in Eukaryota, Metazoa, Chordata, Actinopteri, Cichliformes, Cichlidae. The transcript is spliced from 7 exons. Gene Ontology annotation, biological process: negative regulation of transcription by RNA polymerase II; negative regulation of BMP signaling pathway; negative regulation of transforming growth factor beta receptor signaling pathway. Gene Ontology annotation, molecular function: RNA polymerase II cis-regulatory region sequence-specific DNA binding; DNA-binding transcription factor activity, RNA polymerase II-specific; SMAD binding. Gene Ontology annotation, cellular component: cytoplasm; nucleus; transcription regulator complex. Bases 151 to 2451 code for a protein of 766 amino acids.
GGAACAGAUCAGACGAUAGAAAUCUUCAGUAACGAUCAUGCAUGUGUCUCAUCGCCAGAAGAUUUGAGAAGAGUUAAGGAGGAAAAGAGACCCAGAGGAAUACGAGAACUUGGUCAGCUCGCAGAAACGACAAUAACCCUGUGCUUAGAUAUGGCCAGCACCCAGACCAGCCUGAAAACCCCUUUCAAAGACUUGACCUCAUUCAAGGGCAACAUGAAACGGCUGUACAGAGAGCGGCUGGAAGACGCGCCCAUCAAGAAGCGCGUGAUGGCGGAGAUCAACCUGAAGCGUCGCAGCUUGGACUCCCUGCCCUCCCUCCCCAAAACUCCCAAGGUGAAGAGGGAGCAGACUGAGGACCCACGCCCCGACUGUGACAUGGACAUGGAAGGCCGGGCUGAACUGCACAUUAUGGGCUCUACUAAAGCCCUGGACCUGAGCCCUGGGCUUAAACACACACUGGCCCAGUUCACCCUCAGCAGUCAGAGCUCCCUCGGGGGCCCGGCUGCCUUCUCUGCACGUACGGGCCAUGAGCAUUCCCAGGCCGGCAUGCCCCCCCUGCCCUCCCCUCCUGUUUUGGGAGGGGGCCCUUUGCUGGUUCCUUGCGACAGCUCUACUGAACUCACCCACUCCCUGCUGGAGGGAGAGUCCAUCUCCUGCUUCGUUGUUGGGGGCGAGAAGCGGCUCUGCCUGCCCCAGGUGCUCAACUCCGUGCUCCGCGACUUCUCACUGCAGCAGAUCAACACCGUGUGCGACGAGCUGUACGUCUACUGCUCUCGCUGUGACGCCGAGCAGCUGCACAUCCUAAAGGUGCUGGGCAUUCUGCCGUUCAACGCGCCUUCCUGUGGCCUCAUUACACUGACGGAUGCACAGCGGCUCUGCAACGCUCUGCUGCGUCCUGGUGCAGCCCUGCCUGCUGACCCCAGCGGUAAGCUGUCAGCCCAGGGCCUCCUGAAGGAGAGUGAAGCCAGCUUCCAGGUGGAGCACCAGUGUCUGGGGAAGUGCCAGGGUCUCUUUGUGCCCCAGUUCUACACCCAGCCCGAGGUGCCCUGCAUCCAGUGUGUGGAGUGCCAGUUGCUCUUUUCACCGCAGAAGUUUGUCAUGCAUUCGCACAAGUCACCUGAUAAGAGGACCUGCCACUGGGGCUUUGACUCAGCCAAGUGGCCCUGCUACCUGCAGCUUGCCAGAAAGUACCAGGGGACCCCGGAGGAGCCCAGACUCAAGCAGCUGCUGGACGAGGUCAAAGAGAAGUUCCACUAUCAGCUCAAGAGGUCGCUAGACAAAAAGGUGGUGGAGGAGGAGAGCCAGGUGAGGAAACCCUCGUUAGAUAUCUGCUCCACCGGCGACAAGUUGGCUGAUGCUGAUCCAGCGAGAAAGGGAAAAGCAUCUCCACCGACUCUUGUGUUCAACCGGCUUUUCUCAGAAAUUAAGGAGGAGCCAGGACACCCCACCCUGGUCCAUCCCAGUUACUACAUGUACACAUAUGAUAAGAUGGUGGCUCCCAAUGUGUCACUGCGAAGGGAGGCAGAGAUGAGCCCCGAGAUGCUGAGCGCACUGCUCAAACACCACUACAGUCGCAGAGUGCUGGGCCACGACGAGCCGCCAAUGGAUCUUCACGCGUCGCCUGCUGUCGCUGCUGGUGCCGGGGAGGCCAAAUCCCAAUGUGCUGCUGCUGACUCGGCCACUGAGAGGGAAUGCCAAACCCAGGCAGUUUCCAUGGAGAUGAGCAGCCCAGGCUACAAGAAAGCCACCCACCUCACCGCCCACACCCCUCUUCCCCGUCCUCCUCCUGCGUCGCUGUUGUCAUCGGUAACGGAUGUAGCAGCUAAGGACGUGAGCUCUGCCACGAGCGGCGUUGUGGUGGCGGUGGGAGGGCUGGAGGACGACAAGGACAGGAUUGUUGUGGAGAUCAUGCAGAUGUACAGCAGGCAGCAGGAGAAGCUCAACUCCACCCUGCACAAGCAGCUGCAGCUGGAAAUGGAGCUGGAGACUUUGCGUGGAGGCGAAGCAGCGAGGCUACGGGAGCUGAGCGCCGAGCAGCAUGAGCUGCGCAGCGAGCUGGAGGCGGUGCACAGCGAGCAGGCACGGCAGCUCGGCCAGGCCCGCCAGGAGCAGCUGGAGCUGGAAACCCGUCUGGAGCAGCUCCGACAGCAGGCCUGCGCCUGCGAGCCAGGGGCGCAGCGCCAGCAAGAGGCCCACUACACAGCACAGUUGUCCGACCUGCGUCAGAGGCUGGAGCGGGCGGAGGCUGACCGGCAGGAGCUGCAGGAGGAGCUGCGCAUGGAGCGGGAGGCGCGCGAGAAGCUGGAGCGCACGAUUGCCCAACUGAAGCAGCAGAUGGCCCAGUCUGGCACGAUGGGAGGCAGCCCCUCUCCUCCUCCUACUCCCUCCACCGGACCCCCUAACGCCCACUCCCCACCCUGCUCAGAGGCCCCAGUGGCUGGCCAAAAGUAACUGCCGCCCCUCCGGGCGCCUCCCCUCCCCCCCUCAUUCCUUUCCUCAUCACCCGCCAAGUGUACAGACACAAAAAGAUCAGCCCAAAGCUGAAAGGAGCAUCACGUCUCCUCAGGCUGAUUUGAAGUUGUGCAUUACGCUCCCCUUUUGCUUAGUGUAGGACUGACUUUUGUUUUUGUAAUUCAAUGAUCAUUUAAA